AUGGACUCAAUAUCCCGCCUUCGCGAAGCUCUCUUACACGCAUUGACGGGACGCAUUGCACCUCACGGCGAGCAGGACAUAUUCGAUGAACUCAUGGUUCAUAAAUCACGCCUGUUGCAAGUAUUUGACGUCGGUCCCAGAAGUCCGCAACAACAAAAGGAACUUGAAUCCGGCAAGGUGACCAUACACGGCAAGUCAGUUGCUGUCAACGUGGAUUUCACCCGCCAGGUUCUUUUCCUGUCGCAACAUCUCGAAUGCUCGGAGAGAUAUGUCGCAGAGCUCUUACAUUCAGUCAUGUCUGAGAACCCAAACGUCGGGCCGGCAGACUACCUUGAAGCUACACUGAACGAGUUCCAUCAGCGACGGAGACACCUCGUGGACACGUUGCGAUUUUUGCUAGAGGCAGCGGAAGUUGGGGCAAGUGCGUCGGAUGCAUUGCCCAUGUACCGACGCAUCGAGGCGUUCGUACGGAGCGAGAUGAUAGGGGUGCUGCCAUCGCGCGUGUUUAAGGAAGUCGACAGUCUGGGAGGUGUUUUGACGAAAGUGGAUGGAGUAAGACGGAAUGCAGGGAGUAACACUGUUCCUCCGAAUGGCCAAGGAAACCCUGGCUCGCUGGGGUCUGAUAUCCUUGCCGCCCGGUACGAUUCGAUACGGUAUGAAAGGCGGCAACUGGCGAUCACGUUCAGCACGAUCGCCCGCCUUGGCUACAUCACAGCGCCAGAAGUGAAAAGCGUCGUCGACUGGCUCUCCGUCAACGCAAAUAAUGGCAUGACCUUCUACCUACUGACUUCCAUUCUCUCGGCUUUCGAUCCCGUGGAUCCACAGAGCAUCGGUGGACAGCUUCGCCGGAAGCUUGCGAUAGAUAAAUCCAACAUAGCAUACAUGAAGAGAAAGCUGGCUCCGACUUCUGAAUGGAAGGACAAUGGCUUGAAGGCGACAGUUCUACUUCAAUGGACGUUGUUUCUGACUGACACGCGUCAUCGUAAUCCCGAGCUCGAACACCAGGACGGGUUCACAACGGAAGAAUUGGAGACGCAAAUAUGGAAUGCAGUGCAAGGGGACGCGUUCACGUACCUGGCCCAAGUCGUCAUGCAAUUCGGAAAGGGUCACAGUAACCCGCCAAUUUCCUCGUUUCUUCAAACAUUGCCCAUUCCACAACCUGAACCCCAAGAUCAGCGAGAGGUCCCGCCGGAUGAUUUCAAACCUCUUGUACUUUCUGCCUUCGAAACUCUUGUACGCUUGCUCAUCACCCACGCAUCCUCGGAACUGCGCAAAAUAAAACAGCGCCAGGAAGACUUGGUCCUUGCUCGAGAUCGUACUCGCACAGCAAGUGGUCUCUUUGCAUCCUCAACGUCACCCGAAGCUAGAGCUCCCUCAUCGCCACGCAAUGAUAUCGCCGUGCUCUACUCCUUCAUUGGACUUCUCUAUUCUUCCUUGCCACCUGAGCGCUCACUUCAAUUCUGGGGUGCCGGGUCGGCACACGAUCAGCGCACGACAUACCUGGAGUACACCGAGUCAGCGGCCGGCAGGCUUCCCACUUUCCUGCAGUGGGCCGUAUGGUCGACUCAGGUGCACGAUCUGACACUCUCCACUGCCCUUUACGACAUGCUCAGCGGUCUAUCCGAAGGGCAGCAAUGCAGCGAAUUGGCACAUAACUUCAUGGCUCGGGGUACAGGGGAAGUCAUCCCGGGGAGCACCCUGCCGUCUUCCGCGGGCGGACAAGCGGUAUCUUGGAGCCUUGUGUUUGGUUUACUCGACUCGUGGACGACGGUGACCAAUACUAUCAAAGCCCCCCCUCCGCCCGGUCCCCUAGGAACUUCCGCCUUUGGCCUCAGUGCUCGUCCCCCACAACCGCACAACCAUCCCCCUCAGCCAAACAUUGGUCCCAAUGAAGUUCGAUUGGCACAAGCAUUCCUGCGUUUUCUUUCUACGGUAGUCACGUACUCCGUUGCCGUACGCAUCACCAUAUCAGGACACCCCCACUUCCGAGCAAUACCAACGCUCGUUUCUUUGAUACCGCUGGGAAUACCUCUCGAAUUGAAAGGUGCUGCAUUUGGGGCCUUGGCCGCAUUCUGCGAGCCUGGGGCGGGACGUCAAGGAGUUGAGAUUUGCAAAGCGGUUUGGACUUUGAUGGAGCGGAUGGAGGUUAUCAACGUACGGGGAGGUACCGGACCAUCCCUUGGCCUCGGGCUCCGUAGCGUGAAUGCCGUCAAGGGGGUUGAGAUAGAGCUUGAGGAGGUCGAGACAGCCCAUGGGUUGUAUCCAGCCACGAUUGCUUUCCUGAAGUUGCUCAGCACGUUGAUACACACACCUAAGCGGAUCCCUCUGAAAGACAGAAUGGCUGACAUGGAACCCAUUCUCACUAUUCCAGAAGCACUUGGACAACCGUACCGUCUGCCUGGGAUAGGACCAUUCACUUCGUUCGUCAUCGACAACGUUUUCCUAAAUAUCCCAAAGCGCGACUACGCUAUCCCUUCCGACCGAUGGCAGAUCAACGACCUGUGCCUUUGCUUCGUAGAACGUGUCUUGGCUAGCUAUGACUUGGAAGCCCUGGUCAAUACCGCAGACGAUUUCCGACUGAAGGAAGACGCAAUCACGCCACUCCUUGUACAUCCAGGCUACGACAUCAUGAAGAGGUUACUCUCAACGACCCCCUUCCAGGCAGCAGUGUUGUCGUACAUUGUGGACGGAGGAGGCGGCUUCGAGAAAGGCCUUGCUGAAGACGAACCGUACUUCAAGAGCACUAUCGUAAGGGUCCUGCGAGUUAUCCAUCGAGUCUUGGAGAUUCAAGAUAUCUUCCUUGAUGUGCUGCUCCCUCUGCUAUCUGAGUUCGAUAGUACUCCGUAUGUCGGUGUCGUCCAACCUCGUUCAUACUUCAUUCGUCUGGAUCAGGCUCUCUCCUUCGGGCCUGAAUAUCUUCCUGCUUUGGCCUCUUAUGUCGCUUAUCCUGGCCACUCUGAGCUUGCACUCCUUUCUGUCAAGACAUUGACCAUGUUAUCGACCUCAGGUGCUUUGACCAAUCUCACAACCUUGGUGGAGCAAAGCAGCGAAUCGGAGAGAAUACUCGAAGGAUACAAGCGCAUUCUCAUUUCGGAGUCUGACGAGGACCCGGCGGAGGCAGAGGAGGCAUCCGAGCAUUACACGGGCGCUGGUGUGCCUGACAGCGACGCGGAAAUCCCGUCGCUUGCCCAAGCUGUACGAUUAGCUGUCCUCGACUUGUUCAUCCAGAACACUCAAACCAAUCGACCCCACCCAAACAUUGCCCAUUUUCUAUUGUUCGGAAGCUCCAGUAAUCAGCAACAGAUCCAAGAUCCGCAUGCUUUGGGUGCGCAAGCCGCUUGUAUUCACAUUCUUCUGGAUAUGGUGAACUCUGGCGUGCCUCGCUUAAAGGAAGAUGGGCGUGUCGCGGGGCGGCAACAUGUCGACCCCCUCUUCGUCACCCUGCCUGCCCUUGCCGAAAGAUGUUAUCGGGUCAUAUUCCAGUUGUGCACGCAUUCAAGGACGUGUGAUUUCGUCAUGCGUUACUUGCGGACGAGAGAAGACUUCUUUGCUAGGCAGCUAGCCGUGAUGCCGCCCACUAUCCCCAAUGCAUGGCAAGACCCCAACAUCCGAGUGCUCUACCAUGACGGCACCAGUGUGGCCACAACGGUUUCGGCCCUUGGUUCUUUUCUUCGCCUUCGAUCAUGGAUAUUUGACCUUGUCGCUCUUGACUUACACCUGUUGACGCAGAAAGGUCAUUUCAAGAGUGUGAACGAACUCCUCGUCAUCUUAUUUGGAAGCGGCGCCUACGACGACUCGCCUUCUUGGGAGACCGAUAUUUCCCAGCCGUUCAGAGAGAUCGGUCAAUCACAUCUAAAGAUCAUCGAAUUCCUUCGUGGCCUCGUGUUCGAGUGGUCGGAUACAUUGAAUGUGCAACCUGUCGACCUUAGAUUCCUCAGUCAACUCAAUCUCAAGUCCUGCUUGCGUGUGGACACUAAUGGAUGCGAGGUCGUUGACCGAUCGGCCUUGUUGGUUCUCCUCAACGACGCUCGCCAUGCCCUCCAUACUCAAGGACACGUCGUAUCUCCCGCACAAAACGAGCAACUCAACGCAGAAAUACAGUAUGUUCUUGAAAGUUCAGCGGUCGAAAACCAUCGGUUGCAAAUAACGUACGCUACCGCAGUUGGCUACGAGUCUUGGCGGCGCUUGCUGAGCAUGGUCCUAACGAAGUGUUUUGAUCGACUUCCGUCAACGCAGCGCGAGAGUACCCUCUUUGAUUUGAUGCAAGUGCUUCCCAAUAUCAUCAGGUCCCCAGACAUCCAAGAGUCGACCGCUGUCUUACUAUCCGAGACCGUCUUGUCUUCAAUAACCAAACUGCGCGAAGACCGGCAGAACGACACAUCUGGCGCCUCUGGAACCAACUCGUUACCCGUGGAGCGUCUCUUCGUUAUUGUCCGUGGAAUUCUAGACUGUAUCAUCGAAGGUGGUCGCCUGGAGUUGGUCCGCGGAAAUCUAUACGCAGCUCUGAUCAAUUAUGUGUAUCUGGUAACCUCCUUCAAGGCACAAUUUGCUGGCCUUCUUCCGUCCUCUGGUUCAAAAGCGUUGUCCGCGUCGGUAUCUGACGAAGAUGCAUUUGCUAUCAGUCGUCGACCGUCGUCGACUCCUUCCACCUCACUCGAAGCUGGAAGUUUGGCGUUGAUGAAGCAUGCGAUGGACCGACUCAUUUCUACCAUUUCCCGGGAUGCAAUCGAUGGUGCUGAGGUUUGGAAAACUGUGGCAUUUAUGCUGUUGGACUCGCUUGUCAGGUUGUCAAGUAUGGAAAAACAGAAUACAGUGUUAAACUCGCUCGGUCGUCACGGCAUUCUGGCGAACUUUGUGCGGAGCAUAAGGGACUCAGAUCUCAUCCUCCAGUCCGUGCUGAAGCCCGAUCCAGAUGACCUCAAUCCCCUCUACGUCUACGAGGCCAAGAUGUCUUUCUUCGUCCGAAUGAGCCAAACCAAGGGUGGGGCUGAACGGCUACUAGACGCUCAAAUAAUCCCUACGUUGUCGAAAUGUGAUUUCGUCGACGCCAGACCAGAAGCCGACCAGCAGUUCAUGGACCAAGAUACAUUUUUGCCGUCCGCCGUUCAGCGGUAUCAUCAGUUGUUUACGCCUGCCUUGCAAGUGGUCAACGGCAUCGUCGCUACCCUUGGCGCAAGGCAUGCUGCCGUCUCGAACCAAGUUCUCGAUUUCCUCAACAACCAUAGUGCCACUAUUGUUAUUUUGAUCAAGAACGAGGUUGAGGAUGUAUCCCUUGCGGUAGUUCAAGAGCUGCAACUCAUCGUAACCCUGUGCGGUUCAGUGCUCCCCAGCGUCCCGAGAGCCGAUUUAGCUUCUGCACACUCUGGAUUUGGUGCUAUCCAUGCAGCUAUUCUCGGUCUAUCAACUCGUUGCUUGGUUCACGGGUGGUGGGCGAAGAAUAUCCGACCCCAUACAGAUACAGAGAUACUAAGCGCUAGUGUUACUGCCCCAGAGAGGAACUCGUCUGUGUUCGAUGUCACAGUACGGCAUGAAGAACACCUCCUUCGGAAGAGCACGGUGUCCUACUUGGGCACCGCCAACGGCUUCACUGAACCAGAAAUUUCCCCGAUGUUAUCACCCGUAACCAAAACGUCUCGAGGCGAAGAUCGCCGGUCAACAUUUACCGCCACCAUCCCAACAGUCGGGGAUGCUUUGGAGGCUCUGGAAGAUAUUUGCACUGAUCUAUCAGAGAUACUGAAGCAGAUCGCUGAUAUCGCUGUUGAAAUCGAUUCCAGGGAGCACGUUGGUUUGGAAAGGCUUCAGCACAUCCUCCCCGACGUCGACAGAAGUGUCUGGCCCGACCUCGAUGUUGCUCAAAAGCGAUCUUUAAUGAAUCGCGCGCUUUCCCGUAUACAGACAAUAGCAAAGGACGAAGCCAAAAUGCUCCUCGGCACAAUGGAGAUGCUGCUUCUCCUGCUGUGGCGGCACAUAAUGCAUUAUUCCGAAGGACACGCCGUCGCCGGGGACGCGAUCACCGUACAUGCCCUACGGUUCGUUUCCGCCCCCGAACCACAGGUAUUCCGCAACGAGAUCAGCAGGAAGUUAGGCGGAGCCUUGCAACGGCUAGAGAGCCUGGAGUUGGCGUAUGCCUUCACCAAUGAUAACGAAUCCCAAUCGAGCCAACAGUAUAUUGAGAUCAUGAGCCGACGGCUGCGCGAUAGUAUAGAGUCGGAUGCGUCUUGA
Pleurotus ostreatus (oyster mushroom) is the source of this 6222-nucleotide messenger RNA. RefSeq lists its product as uncharacterized. Bases 1 to 6222 code for a protein of 2073 amino acids. Gene Ontology annotation, biological process: nuclear pore organization. NCBI's taxonomy places the organism in Eukaryota, Fungi, Basidiomycota, Agaricomycetes, Agaricales, Pleurotaceae. The transcript is spliced from 13 exons. The record is from RefSeq and is a predicted model, not a curated record. Gene Ontology annotation, cellular component: nuclear pore inner ring; nuclear pore. Gene Ontology annotation, molecular function: structural constituent of nuclear pore.